AUGGCCAAUGUCAGAGUGACUAGCCUUCGGUUCGACCACCACCCAGACACGGAUCCCCUUGGCAUAGGAACGGCUGAACCUCGCCUAUCUUGGAGCUUUGCCGGCGAAGCAAAGAAUUGGAAGCAGACUGGAUACGAAAUAGAGAUAUGUAAGGCAGGGCAGGCAGGAAACAAACAAGUCCACGGCGACAAAACAGAUGGCUCCCUGUUCAUCGCUUGGCCAUCCACACCACUAAAGUCGCGGGAAACCGCAACUGUGAGAGUGAAGGCUACUGGCACCGGCGACAAGGGAGAUUCGACAACGGAGUGGACCAAGCAGCAGAAUGUGGAAGCAGGUCUACUACAGCGGUCGGACUGGAGCGCCAAGUUCGUUACAUCUACCCAGCAGACACCCAAGGAUAAGCCACAUCGACCCAUUCUGUUCAGAAGCCCGGUCUUCCAGGUUGAAACCAAAGACAAGGUGUCUGGUAGCAACAAACCGAGAGCGAGGCUCUACAUCACGGCGCUUGGGGUCUACGAGGCCCACAUCAAUGGCACGCGUGUCGGAGACCUGCAAAUGGCACCGGGAUGGACUAGCUACAACCAUCGGCUGCCGUAUCAGGUGUUCGAUGUUACCGAUUAUCUUGACUGGUCAUCCCAGAAUGUCUUGGGAGUCGAGGUGGCCGAGGGCUGGUAUGCUGGGCGGCUCACUUGGGUUCCAGGAGUCCGCAAUGUGUAUGGAAGCCAGUUAGGCGUGCUGGCGCAGCUUGAGAUUCAGAAUCCCGACGGAAGCAUAAUUCAGCAGGUCAUCUCGGAUGAAUCCUGGUCAGCCCACCCGUCAAGCCUUGUGACGAGCGAGUUGUACGAUGGAGAGGUAUAUGACAUGCGUGAUGACCUGCCGGGCCAUUGGAAAGUUGCGUCCUUCGACCAAGGUGAGAGCUGGAACAAGGCUUCUGUUCUAGACUUCGGAUGGGACAAGGUUUCGUUGAUAUCUCCGGAUGUGCCGGCGGUUCGAGUCACAGAGAAUGUUCGACCCAAGAAAAUCUUCAGAAGCAAAAGCGGCAAGACUCUGGUUGACUUCGGCCAAAACCUGGUAGGGAAGAUUCAAAUUCUCAAGGCUUUGCAUUUCAAAGAGGGCCACAGUGUCACAUUGAGGCAUGCGGAGGUGCUUGAGAACGGCGAGCUAGGCACCCGUCCACUGCGCAGUGCUGGAGCGACAGACACUAUUGUCUUCGGCAAUGGAAGCACUCUGAAAGAUUGGACUCCAAGGUUCACUUUCCAUGGCUUCCGAUAUCUCGAACUCAACGGAUGGACUCUCGAUGACACAGAUAGUCCACCCACAACAGACAACAUUGUUGCCCUGGUCAUGCACUCAGACAUGGCCCGGACCGGCUACUUUGACUGUUCCAACAGCCUGGUCAACCAAAUACAUUCCAAUGUCGUGUGGAGCAUGCGAGGAAAUUUUCUGUCCGUGCCUACCGACUGCCCGCAGCGAGAUGAACGACUCGGUUGGACGGGCGAUAUCCAAGUGUUUUCACCAACAGCUUCGUUUUUGUAUUCCAGCGCAGGACUUCUCGCAAAUUGGCUGCAAGACCUCGCAGUCGAUCAAAAUGACACAGGCGGCAUCGUACCCGUCGUUAUUCCAGAUGUACUCACCGGGAGGUCAUCGUGGCCCAAUGAACCACAAGCCGUCUGGGACGACGUGGCCAUCAUCUUGCCCUGGGUGAUCUACCAAUGGACGGGCGAUGUCGACGUCCUCCGUCGCCAGCUGCCGAGCAUGCAGACUUACAUCGAUAAGUCCAUCCGUAGAGAUCCCCGAAACGGGCUCCUCUGGGAUCCUACGCUCUGGCAGCUGGGUGACUGGCUUGACCCAAACGCUCCGCCCUCGGAGCCGGGCCUAGCUCGCACCGAUGGCACGCUUGUGGCUGAUGCGUAUCUGGUGUACGUGACUGGUUUGAUGGCCAAGAUCUCUACUGUCGUCGGUGACGAGACUCUGUCGGACAAGUAUCAGAACGAUCAUGCCCGCCUGAAAGCUGCAUUUCAAGACACCUAUGUCGCGUCGUCAGGCUUAGUGGUUAGCGACUCCCAGACGGCACUCGCCUUGGCUCUCUGCUUUUCACUCCACUCCUCUCCAGAUCAAAUUCGCAACGCCUCUGAUCGCCUCGCCCGCUUGGUCAAAUACUCGAAGUACCGCGUUUCCACGGGCUUUGCUGGAACACCUUUGGUUCUCCAUGCCUUGUCUCAGAACAAGGAUCAUGUACAAUUGGCAUACCGAAUGCUCCUCGAGAAGGAAUGUCCCUCAUGGCUCUACCCUGUGUCCAUGGGAGCGACCACCACCUGGGAAAGGUGGGAUAGUAUGCUCCCCGAUGGGACCAUCAAUCCCGGCGAGAUGACGAGUUUCAACCACUACGCCCUUGGCUCCGUGGCAAGCUGGUUGCAUGAGGUCGUAGGAGGUAUCAAUAUGCUCGAGCCUGGGUGGAAGAAAUUUCGGGUUGCUCCUGUGCCUGGAGGGGAUCUGACAAAUGUCGACUUAAAGUUUGAAAGCCCAAUUGGGUCGAUUGCUGUGAAGUGGAAUAUCUCUGAGGGCCGAAGUCUCAGGUUGAUCAUCGAUGUUCCACCGAACACGGAGGCUUUGAUCGUAUUACCAGGGCAGAAGGACGAUGGUGAGGGCAGCUGGGUUGGUUCUGGACGAUACGAGUAUGAUGUCUCGUACGAAGCGCCUGGCAAAUGGCCACCUCGAGCAAUUCUCACUCAAUUUAGGGAGGAAGAUGAAUAG
This is a messenger RNA of Diaporthe amygdali, 2754 nucleotides long. RefSeq lists its product as uncharacterized. The record is from RefSeq and is a predicted model, not a curated record. NCBI's taxonomy places the organism in Eukaryota, Fungi, Ascomycota, Sordariomycetes, Diaporthales, Diaporthaceae. Bases 1 to 2754 code for a protein of 917 amino acids. The transcript has a single exon. Gene Ontology annotation, biological process: carbohydrate metabolic process.